Molecule: messenger RNA, 929 nt
Organism: Vigna angularis (adzuki bean)
Lineage: Eukaryota; Viridiplantae; Streptophyta; Magnoliopsida; Fabales; Fabaceae
Exons: 6
Coding region: 76-444 (122 amino acids)
Source: RefSeq, a predicted model, not a curated record
AGAAUUCCUAACAAGAAGGAGAAACUGAUACUGGGAAACUGAUACAGAGAGGAAGCAAGAAGAGAAGGUGACGUAAUGAGUUUGAUUAACGCAUGGCUCGAUCUUAAAAAAGUUCUCGAGUUCAAGAAGGAAAAUUUGACACCUGCGGAAAAUAAUAUUCUUAACUCGCUCCACAGGGAAUGUGUGAAGGAUUUUACUGCUUGUGCACUUGAUGGGUGUACAGCUGCGUGUAUUGCAACUCGGAAUCUCAGUAAAGCAAAAAUAUUUCAAGUCAACCUUCCAGGCAUAACUAUGAAUUUCAGUACACCAAUUCGAGUCUACGUUUCAUUUGUAGCUGGUGUUUACUCUGGAGUUUACCUAGGUCGAAGAAGCUUUUAUUCGUUUGCAGAUCAGGUUCUUACAAUGGAUGGUAGCUUACUGCAGAAGGAGUUCACGAAUAUAUAAACGCAGGUACGACGUGGGAAUCAGACCCACUGGAUCGUGUUUUUGGUUAUACUCAGCCUUUGGAAGACACUAUUCAUUCUGAUUCCUCCAAUAAACAACCUUCAGGAACACAAAAUCGGGUUCGAAGAAGAUCUCGCCGUUUGCGUCGGAUGCGGAAUCAUGAUGACCUUUCCAACUCUGAACCUACAGCAGCUGUUUAGAUCAAUCACCCUUUAAUGCUAUCAUUUACUAUCUCACAGGAACAGUUAUUAAUUGGAACCUAAAACCCUAUUAGAUUUAAUUUCGUAAAUAAUUAGAGGUUAAAUUUUUUAACUUGCCAUGCACGUUGUUUGCUUUUCAUGAAGGUUGUUGCUAAAGAGAAGAAUCACUGAAUUGUGGAAACACUAUAGGCCUGAUAUUGGUGGACUAAGACCUGUUUGUUUUCAACCAUUCCACCAAAGAUGGCAAUAGCCUAUCAUUUAAAAUUAAUCUUAAGUUUUAAAAUA